AGUCUUUUGGAAAAUGUAUAAAAGCGGUUCGCUGAUCGAAAUUUAGUCAGAGCACGAAAUUAAAUUUAUAAGUUAUAUACGAGAUACCCCAGGAUGAACACUAAGCAAGCCUUUUUUACAAUAGUUUUUCUCCUCGUUUCAAUGCAUAUAACCAAAUGUCAUUUAAUGAGAAAACUAUUGGAGAGGAUAGAUCUUCCGCAGCUUGGUCAUCACAUGCAUAAUAACAUGUUCAUCACAUCGAAAGUAUUUAAACCAAUUUACGACAGGUUUAAAACUUACUUUAUAAAUAUUCACCCACGUCUGGCUAAUCGAUCGAAUCUUAUAAAUCGCAUUAACAGUAAAUGUAUAAAAAUCAAUUCUCAAGAAAUAAUCGAACCAAUCGCCGUUAUCAAUCCAAUGGAAAUGAUUCCAAUUGAAGAUAUUGGACAAAUUAACGCUGCUUCAAUUAAGCACGGUGAUGUUAUUCCGAUUGAGCCGGUUAAUGCUGUUCCAAUUGAGCCGGUUGAUGCUGUUCCAAUUGAGCCGGUUGAUGCUGUUCCAAUUGAGCCGGUUGAUGCUGUUCCAAUUGAGCCGGUUGAUGUUGUUCCAAUUGAACCGGUUGAUGCUCUUCUAAUUGAGCCAGUUGAUCCAAUUAAGCAGGUUGAUUGUAUGCCAAUUAAGCAGACUGAUGUUACGCCAAUUAAGCAGGUUGACGCGGAUUCAGUUACAGCUUAAAAAUUGUUUUGUAUAUUUUCUUUUUAUAUAUUUUUAAAAUGAUUACUAACUUGUAAUUUAUUUACAGUUUAAUUAUUCGCAUUGUAAUUUCUCGAUGAAUAAACAAUUUUGGUAUGUA
Vespa mandarinia (Asian giant hornet) is the source of this 832-nucleotide messenger RNA. RefSeq lists its product as uncharacterized. The record is from RefSeq and is a predicted model, not a curated record. NCBI's taxonomy places the organism in Eukaryota, Metazoa, Arthropoda, Insecta, Hymenoptera, Vespidae.